Trichomycterus rosablanca is the source of this 2202-nucleotide messenger RNA. RefSeq lists its product as uncharacterized. The transcript has 14 exons. Gene Ontology annotation, molecular function: protein binding; oxidoreductase activity, acting on single donors with incorporation of molecular oxygen, incorporation of two atoms of oxygen; iron ion binding. Bases 1 to 2001 code for a protein of 666 amino acids. Gene Ontology annotation, biological process: arachidonate metabolic process; hepoxilin biosynthetic process; linoleic acid metabolic process. NCBI's taxonomy places the organism in Eukaryota, Metazoa, Chordata, Actinopteri, Siluriformes, Trichomycteridae. The record is from RefSeq and is a predicted model, not a curated record.
AUGGAGAAAAUAUAUGUGACAAUCCGAACAUCAUCAGACCCUAUCGCAGGAUCAUACAACACGCUUUGGAUCUCACUGAUUGGAUCUCAGUCAAAGUGUCCACCAUUUAGAGCUACUUCAGACAAAGGGGAGCUCUUGGCUGGCUCAACUUACACUGUCAAGAUCAAGCCUGAUGCGAACAUAGGCAAUGUUGUUCUUGUACGUUUGAGACUUGAGGCUCGGCCAGGCUUCCCCGAUCUUGCCUGGCACUGUCUGGACAUUCAGGUGAAGCUGACUGCUAAUGCCACUGAGGUGGGGUGCUUUCCAUGUCACAGAUGGAUCAAAAGUUCAGAUGGUGAUGUGGUACUGCGCAGUGACAGAGUGUGCCUGCUAAAUUGGGAGUCACUGCAGAUACUGAAAGACCACCGUGCCAAAGAGCUGAAGAGUAAACAACAACACAUCAGAUGGAAAACUUUUUUGGAGGGCACCAUUCGUUGCAUAGACAUGACCAGCGUCCAGGCUCUUGAUCCAAACUUAAGUUUUACCCGGCAAAGCCCAAGCCUUAACUUACACUACCUGAGGGGAUUUACUGACCGAGCAGAAUCCUGGAAAAGCCUGGGUGAACUAGAGAUGCUAUUUCUUUACAACGGACAAGACAAUGCUGUAGCCAAGUACGUUCAGGCUCACUGGAGAGAGGACAAUUUUUUUGGUUAUCAGUGUCUUAACGGAUGCAACCCUCUACAGAUCAGACAGAUCCACAGUCUUCCACCUAACCUAGCUGUCACAUCCGAGAUGCUCAGGGGUUUCCUACCACUGUGUUCUUCUUUAGAGCAGGAGUUGAAGAAAGGAACUAUAUUUCUUCUGAACUAUGAGAUACUUGAUCAGUUGCCUGCAAAUGUUAUUAAUGGCAAACAAUCGUACCUGGCUGCUCCUCUGUGCCUACUGCACUACAACCAACAUGAAGAGCUAAAACCCAUUGCCAUCCAGCUCCAGCAGACUCCUGGCCCUCUAAACCCAUUGUUCCUGCCCUCCGAUCCUGCACCUGACUGGCUGUUAGCAAAGAUUUGGGUCCGUAACGCAGAUUUUCAGGUUCACCAGCUGCUCUCCCACUUCAUGCGCACUCACCUGGUGGGAGAAGUGUGCUGCAUUGCCACCCUCAGGAAUCUACCAGAAGUACACCCUCUGCACCAGCUUUUGGUGCCUCAUAUAAAGAACACUCUUCAGAUCAAUAUCCAGGCUCGGGGCUAUCUUCUGGACGCUAAUGGUGUAUUUGACAAGGCCAUAGGUUGUGGCCUGAAAGCAGCACCUAUCCUCCUUGCUCGUGGAACACAACAAUUGCAUUAUACUUCACUGUGUGUACCGGAUGACCUGAAAGAACGAGGGGUGGACAAACUGCCAAACUGUUACUAUGCACAGGAUGCUCUGAGGGUGUGGAAUGCACUUUACAGGUUUGUGGUAAACUGGGUGGACCUGUAUUACCCCGAUGACCAGGAAGUCCAACAUGACUCAGAGCUCCAGAACUGGAUUAAGGAAAUCCAUGUGGAGGGAUUUCUUGGCCUCACGCACACAGGUUUUCCACAGUCAUUUAAGACAAAAUUGGAAUUAAGCAAGUUCAUCACCAUGAUGAUGUUCACCUGUUCAGCCCUGCAUGCAGCUGUCAACUUUUCUCAGGUGGAUUUUAACUUAUGGAUGCCCAACUGCCCAGCCGCAAUGUGCCGGCCCCCUCCUAAUGCAAAAGGCUUAGUGACAGAAGAAGAGAUUUUGUCUUUUCUUCCGGAUGUGAACAGUACUUGCAAUGUGCUCCUCGUACUGUCCAUGCUAUCACAGCCAGCAGUUAACUUUGUGCCCUUGUGCCAGUACCGUGAGUGGUACUUCAGAAGUGGUGACCAUCACAGGCUCGUGGAGAUGGUAUUAAAAGAGCUAGGAGCCAUUGCUGAUGACAUUAUCAAAAGAAACAGCAAACUGAUGCUUCCAUACCCCUACCUCUGCCCAGAUUACAUUGAAAACAGUGUGGCUAUCUGAGUGCAGUAAUAUAAACCUUUAUGUUAUAAGUUCAGUUUAAACAUGAAAAAAAAACUUGCUAUUCUAAGUUCAGACAACUGGUCUGUUGAAUGCUGAUAUGAAUUUUUGAACAGUUGCAUUUGCAUGAACUUGCUUUUAUAUUACAGAAUGUGUAUGUAUGUCUUUAUUAGUGAUGCAAACUUCUGCCAAUUUGUUUUUAUU